Molecule: messenger RNA, 1476 nt
Organism: Paramacrobiotus metropolitanus
Lineage: Eukaryota; Metazoa; Tardigrada; Eutardigrada; Parachela; Macrobiotidae
Product: forkhead box protein F1-like
Exons: 5
Coding region: 263-1372 (369 amino acids)
Biological process (GO): animal organ morphogenesis; regulation of transcription by RNA polymerase II
Cellular component (GO): nucleus
Molecular function (GO): DNA-binding transcription factor activity, RNA polymerase II-specific; RNA polymerase II cis-regulatory region sequence-specific DNA binding
Source: RefSeq, a predicted model, not a curated record
GAUAUUUCGUUGAAGCAUAAAACACACGUACGUAUUUAAUGCCAAUAAGUCACACACCACCCAAGGCGACAAAUGGCUGCCUCUGUCUCUCUCUCGGUCUCCGCAAAUAGCUGUGCACAUGAAGAUGCAAGAUGCCAACCCAGCAAGACAUCCUAAUUGCCACCAUCCUUUAGCUUUUAACGCUCCACAUCACUCUCGUUUUUCUCCAUCUACAUAAACGCCUUUAAUUACUGCUCUUUUUGGUCAUUGCGUGCGUAUAAGUAUGCACAGCAUGGGUUUAGUGGAGAAUAAUGACAAUUACUUGUCGGACGUGAAUCUGCGUGAUAACACUAACGAGCCGCCGCCGACAACGCCGCUGAAAGAUGCCAGCACCGACGCGGAGCCCAGUACGGCUAAACCCAAACGUCCCAAUCAUCGUCGCCACGAAAAACCGCCCUACUCCUACAUCGCCCUGAUCGUCAUGGCUAUCCAUAAUAAUCCCCAGCGAAAGGUCACGUUGAACGAGAUCUACCAGUUCCUGCAGCAGAACUGGGCGUUCUUCCGCGGUCCGUACCAGGGUUGGAAGAAUUCCGUCCGGCAUAAUUUGUCGCUGAACGAGUGUUUUAUUAAAUUGCCCAAGGGGUUGGGGCGUCCCGGCAAAGGUCACUACUGGACGAUGGAUCCGGCCAGUGAGUUUAUGUUUGAGGAGGGAUCGUUCCGGCGGCGGCCGCGCGGGUUCCGGCGUAAAUGCCAGAAUCAGGAGGCACUCAAAACACAGUGCUCCACGAUGUUAUCCUCGAUGGCCAUAAACAGCGCCCCAUUACCCGCCGCCCAGCCCAAAGCCCCCGGCCCCGGCUGCGCCUACCCGGACUCCCUUUUCGGCCCCGCCCCCUCCAGCCGGCCCAGCGUCAACAGCAGCGCCAGCGCCACCCCGGCGCAGCUGCAGCGUGCCGCCGCAUUUGGCGCCCAUAUGGCGUCCGGUGGGAGCAGUCACCACCAUGCCGCGGCGGAGGCCGGAUAUCUCUCGGCCUGGGGAUCACUGGCAGCGCAGCACCAUGCCCCCAACAGCAACUACACGUUCGCCUCGGGCGGUUACCCGUACAGUUUCUCGCAGAGCGACCUGUACGGCCCCUCCUGCACGGCCCCGCCCCACCACGCCUACACGGCCUUCCCGGCCGCCUCGGGCUGCAGUCCCUACAGCCAACCGGCCAACUGCGCCUGGACCAACUUCAACACGAUGGACACCACCGGCAGCGAGAUGAACAAACUCAGCUACACGUCCACCGGCACGUGCUCCAGCGGCCAGUACGACAUUAUGUCACAGUGCGCCGCGGUGGCCGGCUUCCCCAGUGUCGCGCCGGGACACCUGCACGACACCAAACUGGGACUGUAGCAUUCUUUCAAUGUACCAUAUAUUCGUCGAUGUAUCAUUCAAUUACACACUUGUACAAAUGAACGAACCGAUGACUGUGUAAUUAUUUGUACGGCUCUGACUAA